Molecule: messenger RNA, 1471 nt
Organism: Suillus plorans
Lineage: Eukaryota; Fungi; Basidiomycota; Agaricomycetes; Boletales; Suillaceae
Exons: 4
Coding region: 215-1471 (418 amino acids)
Source: RefSeq, a predicted model, not a curated record
CACAAGCCGUACUGCCAUUGGCAAUAGCAGCCAGGCCUCAGCCUAUUUGGGCGAAGGUUCUUCGAGGGACCCCCAGGCUUUAAUUCAUCCGGCUCCUGAGGUAGAUUUGGGUGAAGGCUCUUCGAAGAGCCCCUUAACUCAUUCUGCCCUUGAGGCCCUACCAAGAUUGACACCUCCACCACCUCCUGCCUCAUCAUCUUCACUCGAACAUCAUAUGGACACCAGCACCUGUGUUCAGGAAGACAUAUGUGACUUCGACAUGUACUAUGCCUCGCACUCACCCCCUCCACAAAGCCCCUCCGAGUCAGUGGCUCAAAGUCCCCUGAUCCCUCCAUCGCAAGUCAAACGGAUACGAAAACCGGCUAGAGUCAGAGCCGCUGGAUUUGACGACCCACUUCCUGAGGGUCCUGGCCCACUCGAGGCUGACGGUUCGGGCUGUGUUGAGCCCGAGGUCGUAGCUCCUCCCGAACCCAUCGAAAAUGUUGACCCUCAGACUCCUGCGUUUUGUCUCCGGCAUUUUCUCAUCCGAAUUCCGGAAAUCGUGCGCACAUUACCCAAUGCCUUCGGCCUGACACGUCUGUAUCGCGGUCGCCCCACUCGCAUCCCUGACCUCGAUAGUGAUCUGAACGACCUCACCGCCACAAAUUUACAAACUCUACCCGCUAUCACUGAUAAAUCCAUAUCCGACAUCAUCUCACCAUAUCCCAACGAGAACGCAUUCAAUUUCGGCCGUUGGUAUUGGAACACGACUCGUCAAUCCAAAUCUACUAGACAAGAAUUACUGGACAAUGUCAUCUUGCAUCCAGGUUUCGAUCCCGAAGAUCUUCGCGGCGUCAACUUUGACAAAAUCGACAAGCAACUCGCCCAGGAUUUGAGUUCUCCUUUGGAAGGCAACGGUUGGCGAAAUGAUCCAAUCACUGUCAAUAUACCGACAUCUCAGAAGGCGGGUACUGUGGGGACACGUAAGUUUUGCAUUGGCGAUUUCCAUCACCGGAGCUUAGUGCAUAUCUUGCGUACCGCUAUUGAGAGCAACACUCCGCACGCUCAACAAUACCACUGGCACCCAUACGAGCAAUUUCACCAGUCCCCUGAUCCCAAUACACCUCCGGUUCGCGUGUUUGAUGAAGUUUACACGGGUGAUGCGUUCUUAAAAGCAGAUCGUGAUUUGCAAAACUCUCCAGGGGAACCCGACUGUGAUUUACCACGCGUCAUUGCGGGGAUCAUGGUGUGGUCUGACGCGACUCAUGUUGCACAGUUUGGGCAGGCACGGCUUUGGCCCAUCUAUAUCUACUUGGCCAAUCUAUCCAAAUAUUCCCGUUGCAAACCAACUUCAACUGCUUCUCAUCAAGCUGCGUAUUUACCGAAGGUGGGCCGUUUCUCUCGUGUAGCAUAUAUUCUCGUCUCAACUCUUCCUCGCAGCUUCCUGAUACUGUGCAGGAUUUUCUACGGUCAUUUGACCAUGGCGCAUUAG